Molecule: messenger RNA, 312 nt
Organism: Pyricularia pennisetigena
Lineage: Eukaryota; Fungi; Ascomycota; Sordariomycetes; Magnaporthales; Pyriculariaceae
Exons: 2
Coding region: 1-312 (103 amino acids)
Source: RefSeq, a predicted model, not a curated record
AUGUCGUCAAGGAUCCUCGCCCGCACGCUGCGCGCCAGCACCGCCUCUCCCGUGAUGCUGCGAAGAAGCAUGGCCACGACGCCCCAGCUCAGGCAUAAGGAGACGUCCCAUCACGACGAGGGCCACGGUGAGGACGUCUCCCGCCACAAGGAGGACCUGCUCAACAAGCACAAGAACAACUCGGCCAAAUGGAAGUCGGAGCUGGCCUCCAAUAGCGAGGAAGCUGUCAAGGCUGAUCGCGACGAGCACGGCAGCAUCAAGGACCUGCAAGAGAAGACACAGGGCCGAGCUGGGAAGGACACGAAGGCUUAA